CUCUCAAGCCACUGGGAAAGACAUAAACAUGAACUGGAACCCAACAAUGGAUCGCUCCAACCAAGGAGCCAGGUUGCCUGCGUGCAGCCAGAGAAUAUUUGUGAAGACAACACCACCCGUGCCAUCAUUUGUCAGUGACUCUACAGAUAUUGAACAUCAUGAUGUACCACCAGCAGCUGCCGCUCUGAGUGGCUCGGCUGCACUCUCACAUGCUGCUCAAGAAGCAAGCGACAAAUCUAAGAGACCAAUCAACAGCGCUCAAGCCGCAUACUAUCACAAUGUUUUAAACCUUCCCAAGGCAGCUGGUGGUUCUGGAGGAUAUAACAGUGCUGCUCCCGGUGUGCCCUUCACCCAGCUGCUCUGGGACAGUUUUGAGUCCGAUUUUCAACGCAUUGACUUGGACAGGCGCUGUCUAGAGAAAUGCCCUCAGCUGGGCGUCAUGGAAAAACUGCAGCUUCUCAACCUCCAGCACAACCUGAUCACAAGAAUCCAGCAUUUGUCUCAUCUGCAGCAUCUUGUUUUCCUGAACUUGUACGACAAUCACAUCUCUGAAAUGACUGGACUCGAAGCUCUAAGUUCUCUCAGGAUCCUAAUGCUCGGGAAGAACAGAAUCCAGAAGAUCAGUGGCCUGGGAAGCCUGUCCAAACUGAAUAUCCUCGAUUUGCAUGAGAAUCAGAUCUGCAGGAUCGAGAACAUUUCUCACCUGAGUGAGCUGCAGGUGUUGAACCUGGCAGGAAACAACAUCUCCAGAGUGGAAAAUCUGCAGAAGCUCGACUGUUUGAGUGAACUCAACCUGGGGCACAACUGCAUCUCUUUUGUGACAGAGGUGGACCGCCUGCCCUGCUUGCAGCGCCUCUUUCUCAGCUGCAACAACAUCACCAGUUUUGAUCAGCUAGCCUGCGUCGGAGAGUUGCGCUCCCUUUCUGAGCUCACCCUGGAUGGGAAUCCUGUAGCCCUGAAGACAUGGUACAAGCAGGCCGUCCUGCGCUGUGUGCUUCAUCUGAGACAGCUGGACAUGAAGCGUAUCACAGACGAGGAUCGGCGAAUGGCUAGUGUGCAUGCUCGGAAAGAGGAGGAGAAGAAGAGGGAGAAUCACAAGCAGACCAUUCAUAAGGAGAAGCGGCGUCUGGCGAUCCGUAAUGCAGCGCAGCAGUGGGAGGGUGUCAGGGCCUGCCUGGAGCUGCCACCAGCACAAGGAGCAAAAGAAGAAGUGAGUCCAGAGAACAGCCCCGCCCACAGCCCCGCCCAGACAAAUGGUCUUGCACAGGAGCCCUCUCCAGACGAGCCAAGACGAGUAAGUCCAGGGUCAGGAUCAGAGCGGCCGUUAGGGGGAACGGAGACCAGACUGCGCACCAACAGCCGUCCAAACAGCCCGCGAGAUCCCAAGCUUGUUGAAUCAGGGAGCAGCAGCGUUCAGAGCUUGUCCCUAUCUGACUGUCACCUAGUGGAGCUGGAUGGAGACACCCUGCGUUUGUUUGGACUUGGAGCCCUGGAGGCCCUGGAGAGGGGAUGGGGAGUUCAGACCGCCGGUGCUGUCACCGUAAUAACCUUCCGCUACAUCAGCCUUGACGCCAUCGUACCGACACUGCCACGUAUAAGGGUCAAGUUCCCCAAUCUAUCGCACCUGAUCUUCCUGGAAACCAACAUCAGCCGCCUGGCGCAGCUGGCAGCCCUGGCUCAGGUGAGGCGUCUGGAUCAGCUGACCAUUCACCCGGAGGGAAACCCCGUGGUCGGUCUGGCUCUGUGGCGUUCCUUCGUCAUCUACCGCCUCCACCACCUUAACCUGCUGAAGAUAAAUGGCCAGGAGGUGACCAUGAAUGAUGUGAUCGCUGCUGAGCGUGUGUUUGGAACCUUGGGUCACAUAGCAGCCACGGAAACGCCGCGUUAUCGGCUCCUGCUGCUACUGGAGGAGUCCAGGAAGCGUCAGCUGCAGUUCCUGUUGGAGGGGCGAGGGCGGCGGCCGGGGCUCAGUCCGGAGGAUCUGCGAGACAACGGGAAGCUCCUGGGAGAAGGCCUGAGCAGAGCGCUGUUCAACUACCCCAGCAGAGACUGCAGUGCAGAGAGCCCUGAGGAGAGCACAGCGGAGUCGUCGGAGCGCUCCACCAUGAUAGAGCAGUACCUCCAGGAGUUGGUCCAAAGGGCAUCAGACACAAACCUGAAGGGCGAAGCUCUUCAUAAGCUCUGGCCCUCCAUGUUUGCAGAGAUGGUGAGAGACUCUGUGUUGGAGAUGAGGGACCGAGCGGCCUUCCGCCAAGCCAGCCUUGCAAAACUCUCUGACACCAAGUGAAGAGGACCAAAGUUUCACUCUGAGAUCACUCAGACACACAGACAUGAACACGUGGACAUAGCUGUACCCGGGGCCUCCAGCCCUCACUCUUAAUACGCCAUCUCUAACACAUCAUCACUUAGCGACUUUAUCAGUUAUUAAAAUCUUUGAAAGCUUAGGGUGCCCGGUGUGUGGGAAACUCUUCCUUAAGACUUCGAUUGUUUUAAACAUGUCUAAAGAAGUGGCGAUGACAAAGGCGUCUUGAUUUGAAUGUAGAUUUUCACUAAAAACACGGUCUGAUUCUUCUGUGCUUAGUGCAGCGACAUACUUGAAGAAAGUGAAUAAAGGACUCACUGUGCAUUGUGGUCCUCCCGGAGCAUCUUCUGCACUUUAAAAGCCUUCUGAAUGACCCCUCCUCACCAUGACUGUCAUCUGCUGAAAAUGACCAGUGUCUCUUUUGUCGAGACUAGAAUGAUUUUCCUGUCUCAAAUCUUGUGUUAUGAAUCAAUCUCUCACUUUCUCCUGCUUGAUGUAAAAAGAAACGCACAAACGAGGACAAGGAGUUUUCUUGUUUACCACUUAUUUUCUGUAUUGUACUUAGAAUUA
Molecule: messenger RNA, 2872 nt
Organism: Platichthys flesus (European flounder)
Lineage: Eukaryota; Metazoa; Chordata; Actinopteri; Pleuronectiformes; Pleuronectidae
Product: leucine-rich repeat-containing protein 49
Exons: 16
Coding region: 29-2287 (752 amino acids)
Molecular function (GO): protein binding
Source: RefSeq, a predicted model, not a curated record